AUGUCCCCGUCGGACUCGGACUAUCUAGACCAGCUUAUUCCGUCGAUUCGAGAGUACAGCUACGGCAACCAAACAUCACAGCUCCUACGAUCGUUGUCCCGCUUCGCUAGCGAUAAGGAACAGGAGAUUGAGAAUAUAUGCAAUACAAACCACCAAGAAUUUGUUACCUCCGUAAAUCAGCUCCUUCAGAUCCGCGAGGGCACUGUCAGCUUGACAUCGGAGAUCCUAGACUUGAACCAAUCCAUUCAAUCCAGCACGGAGAAAUUGGCGGAACAGAAAAAGGCACUGGUGGAGUCACGGAGUCAUCGACAAAACAUCGACGAGAGUUUACGUGCACUGCAAGAUUGUCUUGAAGUCUUGAGAUUAUCAAAUCAAGUCCAUGACUUGCUCGGAAAGAAGAACCACUACGCGGCUCUGCGCGCGCUCGAAGAGUUGCAAAAUGUCCACCUCAAAGAAAUCACACAGUACAAGAUAUCAGAGCUGAUCCAACGGUCAGUUCCCGCAACCCAAAGAGCUAUCGCAGAGGCCGUCAUGUCGGACUUGAAUACCUGGCUAUACAGAAUUCGAGAAAUGUCGCAGUACUUGGGUGAAAUUGCUCUCUAUCACACCAACUUGCGCAAGGAGCGGUUGAAAGAGAGAGCCCAGAACUUGAAGUAUCUGGAGCAAUUCAAACUGAACUCGGCUAUUGAGUUAGUCUCUGAUGAGCAUGAAGAAUACGAUUUGCUUCAGAAUGAAGACCUGCAAGUGGAUUUUACCCCCUUAUUUGAAUGUCUCCACAUUCAUAGAUCAUUGGGCCAAAUGGACAGGUUUAGAGCGGAGUAUGCGACGACCCGACGGCGACAAAAGGAACUUCUGCUCCCCAGUUCUAUCACAUUGAUCGACGCCGAUGGCGCUAGUUUGCAUACUCUUUUGGAAGAAAUGACCGGCUUUGAAAUCGUGGAGAGGUCGACAAUGAAGAAGAUUCCAGAUCUUCGAUCAUCCGUUGAUGUGGAAGAACUGUGGGAAUCAAUGUGUCACACUGCUGCUGGUCUGAUUACAGCAGCGCUUCCUGAAGUAGAUAAUGCGGAGAGCUUGCUGAAGAUCAAGAAUCUCAUUGCACUUUUCAUGCAGGCCAUGGAUACGUGGAAUUUCUCAGUUACAGUGUUCGACAAGCUUCUUCUCACGCUUUUCGGAAGAUAUGCCGAUUUGCUGAAGACCCGGUUUAGUGACGACUUUCAAGAGAUUGUUUCCACUGAUGACUACAUGCCCAUGCCUAUACAAAAUCUAGAAGAGUUCGACAAAGUCAUCAAUGUCAGUUGGUAUACGCCAGAGAAGCCACGCGAAGAACAAACAUUCCCUUGUGUUUUGCCUUUCUCGCAAAUGUAUCCUCUUUGUUGUAUUGACAUCAGGAACUUCCUCAAUCAAUUUUACUUUUUCUCGAAUGACGACUUCCCCCACGCGGAUGUCAUUGACGAGACGCUUCAAAAGGCUUUGGACGACCUUUUAUCAAAUGAGGUUUGCGAAACGCUUGUUGAGCGUUUGAGCUCGCAGUAUCUGGGACAAAUUGUCCAAAUCCUGAUCAAUCUUGAGCAUUUUGAAAUGGCUUGUCAGGAACUUGAAGCUCUUCUUGUUGCUGCUCGUUCACAAUCGUCCACUGCUGGGCCUGUGUCAUUGAAGGCCACUGAAAAAUUCCGCAAUAACAAGAAAGCGGCCGAGAAACGAAUAUUCGAAGUCGUGAACUCCAAAAUCGACGAUCUUAUUGAAACUGCUGAAUACGACUGGACGCCUACAGUCGAGCCAGAAGAACCCAGCAAUUACAUGCAGACAUUGACACGAUUCCUCUCCAAUAUCAUGAACUCAACACUUCUUGGUCUUCCCACUGAAAUUAAAGAACUUAUAUACUUUGACGCACUGAGUCACGCCGCAAAUGAGAUUCUUGCACUCCCCCUUUCUCCGGAAGUUCGCAAAAUCAAUCCAUACGGUGUUACCGCCCUGGCCAAGGAUGUCGAGUAUCUCGCAACCUUUGUCGAUAGUCUCAAUAAUCCUAUCCUCAAAGAGAAUCUGGACGAACUUCAACAGACUGUGAACCUGCUACAGUCAGAUAAUGCAGAUGAAUUCUAUGAUAUCUCCACGCGUAAUAAGAAAUACGGCCGAGUUGAUGCCAUGAACGGACCGAUAUUGCUUGAAAAGCUCACGCGAACCGUUUCAAGUCCCGUCAAGAACGAGAAGUUUGCGACAUUAUCCUCAAGAUUCGGAAUGAAAUAAGUACUUAUCCAGUAACUUAUAUUAUUCGGGUCCAAAUACAUACGAAAUAUGAAGCUUCCUAUCAUAAUACCCUUAAAGCACUCAAACAAGUAUAUCAAUAAUUACAAUUGUGGCCCCAUCGAGACUUUACUACCUACUAGACAUAGUGACAAGAAACGCCCGAUAAUCGAUAAUUGCAUAACACGUUAGGAAGAAACACAAGAAAACAGCCCAUCAGUCCAACUCUUUAAAUCCCAAGAAUCGAAGACCAAGAAAACAACCUCCAGUACAUUUUUGUUAGAGAGGAUGAUGGUUCUAAUAUAUUGGACGAGCUGUAUGGUUCAUGUGAA
Molecule: messenger RNA, 2573 nt
Organism: Talaromyces stipitatus ATCC 10500
Lineage: Eukaryota; Fungi; Ascomycota; Eurotiomycetes; Eurotiales; Trichocomaceae
Product: Exocyst complex component Sec15, putative
Exons: 7
Coding region: 1-2244 (747 amino acids)
Biological process (GO): Golgi to plasma membrane transport; intracellular protein transport; exocytosis
Cellular component (GO): exocyst; membrane
Source: RefSeq, a predicted model, not a curated record